UAGGGUGUCGGGAACGACACGAGCGGGUCCGACCGAUCGGCGGACCGCGAGGACUACCGCUCCAGAACGGCGCUUCGAGAACUCGUUCGGGAGUUGGAGGAGGACUCGCCAGGCCAUGGAUCCGGAUUUGGAGGGUUCAGAAUGUCUCAACUUCAGCACGGACAUCUUUGGCAACUACAACUUCUCCGAGAAUGACAUGCCGCCACUACCGGCCCUGGAGACCGGCCACGUGAUUAAGAUCGUCUUCUACGCUGCAGUCUUCAUCGGCUCUCUGGUGGGAAAUGUCGGCGUCAUCGUCAUUGUCGCCACAUCUCGACGCAUGCGCAGUGCGAUCACUGCCUAUCUUGUCAACCUUGCCGCCGCCGACAUCAGCAUACUUCUGCUCUGCAUGUGGGUUCAUUUGGUUCAAGAUAUAUCCAGACACCGGCAUUACCCACUUGGCGCCUUUUGGUGCCGUUUCAACGGCUUCGCGCAGAUGACCGCGCUGACAGCCUCGGUGCUGACGCUGACCGCUAUCGCCUGCGACCGAUUCGUGGCGGUCAUGUUCCCACUGCGGGCUCGUCGCUCCCAGACCGGCCGUCGAGUCGGUAUCAUCAUCGCCGGUAUCUGGGUGGUGUCCAUGGCUGCCGCGCUGCCGCUGCUGAUACACAGACAUCUGCUGGAGAUACAGUGGAAGAACGCGAUUGAAUAUUCUUGCCAGGACAAUUGGCCCACCACGUAUGAAUAUAGCGAAGAGGCUGGCGGAUGUCUGCUGACCCAGAAAUACAAACACAUGUAUCAGACCCUGGUGGCCGUGGCUCUGUUCUUCGCUCCGAUUGCAGUCAUGGGCGGCGCCUACACGCUGAUUGUCUGGCGUUUGUGGCUGUCGCCCUUUCCCAGUCAAGGAAUGGAGUCUCAGAUACACCAGAGCAAUGGAUCAAAAAAGAGGGUGGUGAAGAUGGUGGUGCUGGUGAUGGUGGUGUUUGUGCUCUGCUGGCUGCCGCUGCAGGUUAUCAGCCUGUACUCCAUGUUUGCCAUCGAUACGGGCCACAGCGCGCCGCCUUAUUGGUUCGAGAGCGUCCACUUCUUGGCGUACUUCAUGGCCUACAGUAACUCGCUGUGGAACCCGAUCCUGUACGGCGGCUUCAACGCCAGCUUCCGCCAGGGAUUCGUCAGGCUCUUCCUGUGCCGUCGGCCGUCCUUCAGCCGUCGCUUUAGCCGGUCACGUGAUAAGAAUGGGUACACGGCUGCUCUCGUGCAUCUGAUGCCUCACCAUGGAACCAGUUCCCGGCGUACGCAAAUGACUACCGUACGAUGAGAGAUGAAUCUCACACGGCGAGAACUGAAUCUCACACGAUGAAAACUGUCUCACAUACGGUGAGAACAGGGUCUCACGCGGUGAGAACCUGUGAGAGAUGGACUUCGUUAGAGUCGCCGUACUCCGAAGAUGCCAUUAGUCCCGGAAAGUGGAGCAGUAACUGCCAGACUUCCACUAACUUCCGCGCCAGAUCCAGGAAAUGAAGAAAGUGGGGCUCAUCCUCGGACACCACGUGAUGUGAGCGCGCCACGUGAGGGAUAAUUGUCACGUUAUGUCUGGUCACCACGUGAUGUGAUCUUACCACAUAAUGUCCGGUUACCACGUGAUAUGAAAUCGUCAAGUAGCUCCAGGUUUCCGUGUGCAGCUACAAUCGCCACAACAAAUCAGUCUGGGAUCUGAGUGAGCUCAUUAGAAUCAACCUAUCAAACUGAUUUAAAUAUGGGUCCGGUAUGAUCCAAUGCUCGACUGAGAUGCUACGAGGUCUUGUGCACUUCUGAUUAGUCUUGCGGAAUUCAGAAGAACUAUGCAGAUGACUGACGGAUGAGAACGCGUAUUUAUGUCACGGAGUUAACCACUUCACUUUGCUUAUUCAGCUAUUGAAUUAGAGUUGUUUGUUUAACGUUACAAUGAGUUUCUUUGCUUUACCGUCGGCAACAAAAUACAUUCAUGGUAGCUUGCUGGUGGGACAACUAACAUAAUUAGCUCCUAAACUUCAGCCCACAUGAAAUUAUGUGCUGCAAUAAUGCAACGGAGGCGAUUAUGUACGAAACAAAUGUGCCAGGAACGAGAAAAUAUACCACCAAAACGCGACCCGGGCAAAAAGAGUAAACAAGUUUAUUGAGAGCCAUCCUGACUUGACUUCCAUCAGCAAAUACUACAACGAUUUUUAUAUGGAUAAACAACAGCUGAGAGCAUUUGUUUAUUUUGACAACUAAGUGCUGAAAAGGCAUAGAAUAGUGGAGCAGGCGAUUGGGCACUUAAUGCAUAUGCAUGGAUAUUUAAUUUCAUAGGGCUAAGCUAAGGUGUCAAACAAUCUCCUGCUUAUAAUCUUUCUUGCUGCCAUUGAUUUUUCAUCACAAUAGGAGGCAAAAACUACCGAUAGGGUCGAAUUUUUCUCCUCAAUCUUAUUUAAUCUGCGGCCAUGAAAUCACUCAAGAUUUCUGCAAGUGGCCAUAAUAAUCAACUAUGAUCCUUCUUAAGUGGUACUUUUAUGGAAAACUUAGGAGAGAAAAGAUGUUCGAGAAGUCGUGCUAGAACCAGUGGCGACAGAAAUUGUCGUUUUCUCUAUUCUGUCACCGUAAUAAAUUUUAUUAUCGAAACCAACGAUGACACUUAGCCCAAUGUAAUCUCGUUAAUGUCAAACCAAUUGAAUUUGUGGUGGCUCGCACAGCGCAUAACGCUCAAUGUUGUAAGAGUCGACGCAUAAUUCGACAAAGUAGCCUGACUUAAAACCGCCAAAGUCUGACGAAGGCUGUCCGGCCCUUGCUUUUUCUGUGAAAAUACUACCAACCUCUUUUCUGUAAAUAUAACUGUAAAAAUAGGUGCUUAGUUUGUGUCAUACACGGUCACCAUCGUUUAUCUCCUCGAGAGCUUCAGUGUCACCGGUUGAACUCCCGGUGUGUAGCGUGGAAACGCAUGGUGCAUUUAGAACCAGCAUUGCUGCAUGCUAGCGAUUGCGAUUGAUAGCGAUGCAAAUCGAUUAUGUGAUUCCAAUUGAUUGGCAGCAUAACUACCUGUGCUAACGAAAGUGAAAAGCCCCAGUUUUAUGUGAAGCCUCCAGCACCCUGUUUUUAUCAGUGCCAUGUUACCAAGUGUGGUCUUAUUUCUAACUUUUAGGUAGAUACAGGUGUUCUCGAAUUAUGUGAGUAAGGUGAGCUAUCCAUCAAAAUGAUUGUGUCUCAUUUAAGGACAAUGAGACAAUGUACCGCUGGCUGAUUCUCUGCGAGAGAAGAUGUAAGGCACUAAGGCAGCUUUCAACAAUGACCUGACUUGUGUCGAAUGCGAGUACAAAGACGAGUACAUGUUGAUAAAAAGUUGACCUAAAAAUGAACCAGAUAUCGUAUUUUUCGCUAGGUGUGAAACACUCCUUAUGCCUGA
Messenger RNA from Amphibalanus amphitrite, 3394 nucleotides. Its product is annotated as substance-P receptor-like. The record is from RefSeq and is a predicted model, not a curated record. Bases 116 to 1297 code for a protein of 393 amino acids. Gene Ontology annotation, molecular function: G protein-coupled receptor activity. The transcript has 9 exons. Gene Ontology annotation, biological process: G protein-coupled receptor signaling pathway. Gene Ontology annotation, cellular component: plasma membrane. NCBI's taxonomy places the organism in Eukaryota, Metazoa, Arthropoda, Thecostraca, Balanomorpha, Balanidae.